Molecule: messenger RNA, 2528 nt
Organism: Ceratotherium simum simum (southern white rhinoceros)
Lineage: Eukaryota; Metazoa; Chordata; Mammalia; Perissodactyla; Rhinocerotidae
Source: RefSeq, a predicted model, not a curated record
AUGUGGUUUGGGGGCGCGGGGUUGGGCUGGGGCGACUCUUGGGGAACGAAGGGACCCGAGCCCCUAGAGCUGGGGAGGCCUUGGCCGUGGCCUCCCCGCCCCCGGCUGCGUUCGGGCUCCCCCCGGGGACUGAUGUCGCGCGCUUGCGUGCUGCGGCCAGCGCGCCCGACCCAGAGGCCGGCCCCAGAAAACCCCGAGCGAGGAGGGGGCGGCGCGCAGGGAGGGAGGAGAGCCGGCGGGGUAGGGGGUUGGUGGGUGUUCGGGGGUGGAGAUGUAGAAGAGGUGACGCCGCGGCCGGGGUGCCAGACCAGCGGACGCAGUGCCCGCGGUUGCAACCGGAUCCCGGGCGCUGCAGCUUGGGGAGGCGGCUGUCCCGAGCGGCGGCCGCGGAGACACCCAGCCCGACACCCCAGCGGCUCGCCGCGCGCCAGGGCCGGCGGAGGGCAGCGGCUGAGUGCGCGAGGGGCUCGGGGGCCCCGGCAGGACCCCGGCGGUGCCAUGGCAGCCGGGAGCAUCACCACGCUGCCCGCCCUGCCCGAGGACGGCGGCAGCGGCGCCUUCCCGCCCGGCCACUUCAAGGACCCCAAGCGGCUCUACUGCAAAAACGGGGGCUUCUUCCUGCGCAUCCACCCCGACGGCCGAGUGGACGGGGUCCGGGAGAAGAGCGACCCUCACAUCAAACUACAACUUCAAGCAGAAGAGAGAGGGGUUGUGUCUAUCAAAGGAGUGUGUGCGAACCGUUAUCUUGCUAUGAAGGAGGAUGGAAGAUUACUAGCUUCUAAAUGUGUUACGGACGAGUGUUUCUUUUUUGAACGAUUGGAAUCUAAUAACUACAAUACUUACCGGUCAAGGAAAUACUCCAGUUGGUAUGUGGCCCUGAAACGAACUGGGCAGUAUAAACCUGGACCCAAAACAGGACCUGGGCAGAAAGCUAUACUUUUUCUUCCAAUGUCUGCUAAGAGCUGAUCUUAAUGGCAGCAUCUAAUCUCAUUUUACGUGAAAGAAGAGGUAUAUUUUAGAAGUUUGUUAAUGAAAGAAAAAGAAAAAUGUGCACAGCUAUCUGCUCAGUUUGGAUAACUCGUCAGAUAACCUUUUAUCUAAUAGUAAAAUAUUUAACCGUUGCCUUAGUAAAAAAAAAACAAAAAUUCCUGGAAAAUGUAUAGAAUUCCACUUUUUAUAAAGCAUUUGCCUUAAUCCAGUGAAGCUUACUUAGAGCUACAAUCUUUUUUAUAAAUUUGCUUCAUUUGAAAAGAGGCUUUUAAAAUGUACACACUUACAAACAAGUUUCUUCAUGGAAAUCAUACACAUUAGAAAAUUAAAGUCAGACAUUAGUUAACCCAAAAUGUCCACUACUUCUUGUAAUAUGGUAUGCAUUAAUCUACAUGUACAAUUUACCUAAAUUUUCUUAAACCUGUAAAUAUGAAUUUAAUCCAUCCCUGUCAUAGUUUUGUAGUUGUCUGGCAGUUCCUUGUGAUAGAGUUUAUAGAACAAGCCUGUGUAAACUGCCGGAAGUUCUUCCAUGGUCAGAUCAAUCUUGUCAAACCCUUCUCUGUACCCAUACAGCAGCAGCCUAGCAACUCUGCUGGUGAUGGGAGUCGUAUUUUCAGUCUUGACCAGGUCAUUGAGAUCCAUCCACUCACAUCGUAAGCAUUCAUGCUGGCAAAAAUUUAUGGUGAAUGAACAUGGCUGUAAGCGGCAGACGAUAUACAUAUCUGACUUCCCGAAAGCUCCAGGAUUGGUGUGCUGUUGCCGAAUACUGAGGAGGGAUCUGAAUUCUGCUUUUAUACCAGUCUCUUCAAAAACUUCCCGAACUGCUGUCUCUCCUACAUAAAAGAAAGAUGUACAAAUCAAUAAGGAUCACAUUCUUAGAAAUUUAAUCAUCAAAGAUUUUCAGAUAAAGUUAGCAUUAUCUAAAGGUUCAAAAGCAAAACUUCACCCUAGGAAAGUGAAGUUUUCAAUAUAAACUCUUUGCCUUCUGGACAUCCUGAGAUACCAAAGUAUUUUCUUACCACUGUACCUCUAAGAAGCUUUUGAAAUACUGAAUAUUUUUUUGGCUGCUAUUGGCAGGCUUACCCACCUGUAUAUUUUUGGGGUCUCAUAUUCUUAACCUCUUCCUGCUUUAUUUCUCAAAAGGUGAAAACAUAGGUUGCAAAGCUGCAGUUAAUAUUCCUACGUAUGUCUUCAUUAUUAUCCUGUGCCUGCUCAUCCAUCAGAACUGCCUAAGUGUACAUAAGUCAGUAUUGAGAAAAAGUGAUCCAUUCUUCCUUACAGAAGUCUGCAGAGCUGCAGAAUGUAUUGAACUAGGAACUGAUUCAAAUCUCUCCUGGUGAUGUUGGGUGCGACUGUCAAGCCUUUCAAGUCAUAGAGCAGAUUCCUUUAUAACCAUUUUGUUAUGCUCCUCUAGUUAUCCUGUCAGUGGAAUCCCACUAUGGUAAUUUUUGACUGUUUUUUUGGUUUCUUGAGAUUCCAAAGAACUUGGAUUUAUUCCUCCAACACCAAAAUGCUGUAGUCAUUUCAUCAGAUGUUUU